AUGUUGUCGUUGGAGCAAUUGUCACAAAUGGUGAAGGAACACCUCGGACUGUGCGACUACAUCGACGGCACACAAUAUACAUGUAAAUGGGCCAUCAACGAAUCGCCCUUAAGUGGCCGUGGCCUUAUCGCCACCGAAGAUAUAAUGCCUGGAGAAGUGUUGUUCGUGGACCGGCCUCUCAUCUAUGGACCGCGAGCUAGUUCCACCGUGGAGCAAGGAUGUACGGUGUGCGCUAAGUUAAACAGUGAUACAUUUUACCAGUGUUCAAAGUGCUCAUUGUUAUUGUGCUCAGAACAGUGUCAGAAUAAUGACGUUCAUGUUAAGGACUGUACGAUCAUUUCUCGUUGGAACCUCAAGAAACCAAUCGAGGAUGCCGAUGGCAGCAUACUAUCUCGUGCAUUAACUCCAAUAAGGGCUCUUAUGUUAAACAAUGAUCAAAAAUUAUUCAUGAGUUGCAUGCAAGCUCACAGUUUACCACAACACGGACAAGAAGUUCGUAAUUUAAAACAAUACUAUGAGAUUCCCGAAGAGGAAGAACAGCUUAUGAUAGCAGCGUGUUGUGCUCUAGACACUAAUGCGUUCCAAAUAGCCACUCCGUACGGUAAAAAGGAAAUGAGCAUGCGCGGAUUGUAUCCUGUGUCAGGAUUGAUGAAUCACAAUUGCGUACCAAACACGAGAUACUACUUCAACAGUGACCUACAAAUGACGGUUAAAGCUGUGAAGCCUAUACAAGCGGGAGCUGAGAUAUUUUCAUGUUACACUGGCAUUUUGUGGGGGACGCCGGCUCGCCGAGUAUACCUGUAUAAAACAAAACACUUUCUGUGUAAAUGUGAUCGCUGUUCUGAUCCUACCGAACGAGGUACUCUCCUCGGUGCUCUGAAAUGUUUCUCAAGUGAGUGUCAUGGAUACUUACUACCGAUAGACCCUCUUAGAACAUCAAGCGCUUGGCGUUGCUUGCAGUGUGAAAUGCGAGUACCCAAUGAAAAUAUUUGUGCUAUACAGGGGGCUCUCGGGAGUCUCAUGGGGACUUUGAACUUUGAGAAAGUGGAAGAUUUGGAAAGCUUUUUGGUUGAUAGAAUAAUAAAAUAUAUCCCGAAAACAAAUCAAAUCGUGAUCGAUCUACAGUGUCGUCUGAUAACGGCGUUUGGGGAAGUCGAGGGCUAUCGCUGGCACGGUGAGUAG
Molecule: messenger RNA, 1182 nt
Organism: Spodoptera exigua (beet armyworm)
Lineage: Eukaryota; Metazoa; Arthropoda; Insecta; Lepidoptera; Noctuidae
Source: the annotation of a GenBank genome assembly